Molecule: messenger RNA, 5441 nt
Organism: Corticium candelabrum
Lineage: Eukaryota; Metazoa; Porifera; Homoscleromorpha; Homosclerophorida; Plakinidae
Product: adenylate kinase 9-like
Exons: 21
Coding region: 64-5151 (1695 amino acids)
Biological process (GO): nucleobase-containing compound metabolic process
Cellular component (GO): cytoplasm
Molecular function (GO): AMP kinase activity; nucleoside diphosphate kinase activity; ATP binding
Source: RefSeq, a predicted model, not a curated record
AGACGAUACAUUACCGUUGCCAUGCGACAACAUACCCUCACUUUCUGACCGUUCCAGUUCAACAUGGAUCCAUUUAGUGAUGAGCAGGUCGAACUUCAAGCUCUAGUCAGCAAGCCGUCUUGCUUCGUAAUCUUGGGAAAACCGGGUUCUGGCCGUACGACACUAGCGCGACGUCUGGCUGCGUCAUGGAGGUGCAAACUUGUGGAUGGGGCAACUGCACUGAAGCAGAGUAUGGAUGAUGGUACAGAGUUGGGACGCGAGGUGGAAUCCUUAUUGAUCAAAGGAGAAAGUGUUCCUGAAGACUUGGUGGCUCAGGCUAUUGUAGAUAAAAUAGUAUCACUGGAAAUUUCACAUCACGGUUAUGUGUUGGAUUGUUUGCCGUGUGGGUCUGAGACGUGGAAGUCAAUAGACGAUCAACUUGCUUUCAUAGAGAGUCUUCCGAUGAAGCCAGAUUUUAUUAUUAAUAUGAGAAUCCCAGAUGCAGAUUUGAAGCGGAGGCGAUUGGGUUUAAAAGUAGAUCCUGUGACUGGACUUAUGUUUACUGAGGCACAAUAUUCAGGACCACAUAGACAGACAGAUGAUGAUGAAGAGGAAGAUGACGAGAACGGCGGUAGUGAAGAAGGAGACCCCGAAGAGUCAGAAGAAAGAGACGUUGUAGGAGAGCCGGAUGAUAUAGAUCCCCUACCCUUCCAACCACUUGCCAAUGACGUUUGCCAACGUCUCACUAAGCGUCCAGAAGACAAGGAACCCGUUGUCAUGCAACAACUGCAAUGGUACCACGACAACAUCCUCAGGAAGGUGGAAGACUUUAUGGCAGCGUGGGACAGACAGAAACUCGUAGAACUUGAUGCAAACCAAGCACCAGAAGAACUCUAUAAGCAACUUAUGAUCAAACUUAGAUCGGACGGUCUUCAUCCUGCUUGUGUGCCUUUGCCUCUGAUUGAUGCCGAUGCAGACGACGACGAUGAAGAAGACGCUGAUGUUGAUGAAAUGUUACACCACUUGGCUAAUUCUCAUAACAUGGGACAAGGCUGUCGAUGGAGGCAAAGCAGAUGGAAAGAGUAUUGCCCGGUAGAGCUGCAAGCUGGCAAUUUAGUGAAAGGGAAAUCACGGUUUGCAGUAAGUUUCUUGGACAAGAUCUACUGCCUGUCAUCUGGUGUUGCUCUUCAACAAUUUAUGCGCUGCCCUCGUCUCUAUGUGAUGCCUCCCCAACCGCGACCAACAUGCAAGAUAUCAGUGUGUGGCCCAUCAAUGUCUGGCAAAUCAACCAUAAGUGCUUUACUAGCUGAAAAGUACAAUGCCAAGUUGUUGGAUCUUGAUGAGUUGGUAAAGCCACUGUAUGAUGUUGUAAGGAAUGAGCAGUUGCAGAAAGCUAGAGCUGAUGCUAUUCAUAAUGCAAUUCAAACUGUGACUGCAGCUGAAGCAGCAAGAGCAGCACAAAGCCAUGAAGAUGAAGCUAGUAGUCUAGGUGAUGACGUUGAAAGCUCAGGAAUCAGUCUACCUGACAUUUCUGAAGAUCACCCUGAUGUACUGGCUUCUGUGCAAAUGCAAAUGAUUGAGGCAGAGAAGAUCGAAACACCAAUCACUGAUUCUAUGUUUGUUGAAGCCGUGAAGCAAGGCAUCAUGGCAGUGGAGAAAGCACAUGAAGAAAGAGGCACACCACCUACAUUUGGUGGCUGGGUAAUCGACGGGUUUCCUCGAAACAAAGACCAAUGGAUGAUUGUCUCUGAACAACGGAAUCUACUUCCUGACGACAUCAUUUUCCUUCAGGACAGCAGUGAAGGCUUCAAACUGCUUGCUGAGAGAUACAAAUCAUUAAAACAAGGAGACAACCCACCAGAGGAGACGGCUACAAAGCAGGAGGAAACAGGAAAGGAUGCGGCUCAUGUGGGGGCAGAUGGAGAGGUUGACAGUGGAGAAAAGAAACAAGAUGAUCUACCAAAGGAAGAUCCAAUCGUGGAAGAGUAUCGCAAGCAACGUGUCGUCUUUGAUGGAAAGUGGACUCUACUUAGUCAGUCAAUCAAGGGGUUUGGCGUCGACCCUUUGGUUGUUGAUGCGAACCAGACUGUUCACGAAGUGUUGAAGUCAGCCAUGGCUGCCGUAGAAAAACGCUUCCAGUAUUUACCACGUGAAUACACUCAAGACGACGAGCAAGAAGACGAAGAAGAUGCAGAGGCAGAAAUCCCUAUCGACGAAAGGGUAGACGACGAUGACGAACAAGACGAAGACGCAGCACUGAAAGAUCGCAAACCAUGGGGAGAAACAAGACACUACUGUCCUGUUGCAUUGCAAGAACAAGCCAUACUGUGGCCUGGCAACCCAGAAUUGGCUUGUAAAUACAAAGAGAGAGUCUACCAGUUCUCAACACAAGAGUCAAAGGAUAAGUUCAUGCGUGAUCCAACAGCGUACUUACCGAGUGUCGAUCCAAUCAAGCUGCCACCUCUCAGGCUACUGAUUCUUGGAGCUAAGGGAGCUGGAAAGACAGAGCAAGGGCGCACGGUAGCAAAAGAACUCGGAAUAUUUCACAUCGAUUUUUGUGAGCGCCUGCAAGAGAUGAUAAUCGAAAAGACAGGAAAACGUGUGAACAGAGAGGAAGGAGCCGAACAAGUUGAAGAAGACGAGAGCGCUGAAGAUAAACCCGAGCUUACAGAGGAUGAAGAAGCAAUCCAGUCGUAUCUCAGUCACGACGUGCCGCUUGCUGAAAGUCAGUUGAUAUCAAUUAUUAAGCCUUGGUGGCACGAAGAGCCGUUAAAGUCAACGGGGUUUGUGUUGGAGGGAAUUCCAAAUACACCCGAUGAGAUGCAGAUGAUGGCUAAUGAGGGGCUGUUUGCCGACAUGGCGGUCAUGCUGACAAUUCAGGAAAAGGAUGUUAUCAACAGAUUGCUGCCUGGACGAGUGGCACGGUGGAGAGCUAAACGAGAUGAACGAGUGGCAAAGAGAGAGAAAGAGAGGAAGGAAAGGAUGAAAGAAAGGAAGGAGGCACGAGAAAUACUGAAGAAGGAGAAAACAGAAGAGUUCAAUAAGCAGUGGCAAGAGAGAAAGAAGGCUGCUGAAGAAGCCGAGAACGACUCAGAUGAAGAAAACGAGGAACUGCCCGAUUAUCACGAAGCACUCCAAGACUUCCUCGACGAGGAAAUGCCAGAAGAGGAGGAAGAAGAAGAAGAAGACGACGAGGACGAAACUGAAGAAGACGCAGUCGAACGGAUGCGUUCAGAUUUAUCAGAGAAAUACGACGACGACACGAGUCACUUAUCUCAAGUGAUGGAAUCCCUUGACGACCUACGAGUUUCUCGUGCAAACAUCAACGCGUCAAGAAAACCGUCCAUCGUACGUUACAGCAUCAGAAAGUCGCUGGAGAAAGUUGUAGAGAGACGGCAGAGCAUCCUAACUCGAUGUCUUCCAGUCGACGUGUACACUGCAAAGGCACUUCUUGCCUCCGGCUACAAACAGCCAAGUAAAUUCCGUCGUUGGUGUCCAGUGGAUCUAAAGAAUGAUGCAGUGGUGCCUCGUCCACAAGGCCCGAGUGUGGCAACUUAUCCUGUUGUGUAUAGACAGCAUGUUUACUAUUUGAGCAGCGUUGAGGCGCGUAGAAUGUUUGUACAUGAUCCGGUUAGUUUCUUGGAUCAACCGGCACCGGGACAACCGGUUCCGAUGAAGCUCUCGAUUAUUGGACCUCCCAAGUCUGGAAAGUCUCAUUUGGCUAACAGACUAGAGCAAGAGUUUGGGUGUGUCCGUCUGUCUAUUGGUAAAGCUCUCCGGCAGGUGAUGGAGAUGCAGCCAGAUUCAGAAUUGGCUAAGCAAAUCAACAGUUUUGUCAAAUCGGGUGUCACAGUGCCUGAUGAAGUGGCAGUUGAAGCACUACAAGUUGCACUUUUGAAUGUGCAGUGCCAAACAAGAGGUUACGUGUUGGACGGCUAUCCAAUGACAAAACAUCAAAUAGAACUCAUGACCGAACGUAAGAUCAUCCCAGUCAGAGUCAUUGAACUCGACGUACCAGAAGACCAGAUUGUUUCACGAGGCAAAAAGGACAGAGAGGAUCCAAACAGAUCGUUGCCCUUGCAUGACAGUGAUAGUAUUCUGAGAAUUCGCUAUGGCUGCUACCAGAAGGAGGUUGGGGACGUGACGCAGUGGUAUUCAUCUCAACACCACAACUACUGUAAGGUCAACGCGGCUCGGUCAAAGUGGUUUCUAUGGGAACAGGUUUUGAAUAUUAUGAAAUGCAGUGUGAACACCAUCAGGUCAUAUCUGGCAAGAGUAAAGGAAGGUCGUGCAGUCUGCAUCGCCGAUCUCUGUGUAACACCACACGAGUGCUUAUCUCGUCUCGGUGAAUACACCCAGUUUUGUCCCGUUAGCCUAAAUCGUCGCGGCGAACUCUUUGACUGCUCCAUCCACGACAGUCUCAAAUACACAGCAGAAUACAAUGGCCACUACUACAGAAUGUCAAGUGCAGAGGAUCUCCAAUCAUUUCUCGACACGCCAGACGAUUUCUGUGGCCCAAAUGCACCCAGACAACUUCCACCCAAAGACAAACUCCCACGUCGCCGAACAGAAGCCGAUGUAAAGGCAAUGUUUCCAAAACAAGUCGAAUUACAAGGUUACUGUCCAGUGACAUACCAGGAUGGAGACCUAAGGUACGAAUAUCUCGUUCCCGGCGAGAAACACCUUGUCGUCGAAUAUUGCAAAAAGUUGUACAUCUUUGCGAGCGAGGACAAACUCCAGAAGUUUCUCCGCUUGCCCGAGCAAUAUGCGAACCUGAGACUACCCAAGAAGCUGCCGCCCAUUCGAAACCCUUUCCCCGUUCGAUCUCUUCCCAUGCUCGGCUACAUGGAGCAGACGGUCGCCGAUGCUAUCAUCAAGGCACUGACAGCCGUGGGAUGCCAGAAACCCAAGUACCCGUUUCUCACUGCUCAGAGAUCAGCACAACUGUAUGUAGCAUAUCAUCUAAAAGCAUUUAAUCCAUGCUUGAGUGAAUACACGAGACAGAAGUACAAGAACGAGUUGGCAAGGUUUGAAGAGCAUUGUGAGUUGACAACGUACUUGGGUGGAAACAUGGACGAGAGAUAUCGACCGCCCGAAGAGAGGCCGAUCGAUUUUGACUUCAAAAUGAGACAGUUUCUUGCUCUCAAGGGCCAGGAACCACACGUACGGUAACUGUGUGAAGCAUUAAGCUGUAAAUGACGUGUGUGGGGGAUAACAUGGAGCAUUCACUUUCUGUUGUACAGUACAGGUCAGACUGAAGCAUACGGUAUGUGCUAUUUAGUAGGAUGACAUAAAUAUGGGAGAUUGAGUGUUGGCUGGUAAACGUAAUCGUGAUUGUUGACACUGUGGAUGUAGUGCUUUCACGUUUCUACCGAGUUUCCAAUUGUCAUAGCAUGUUUACUCUCAAUUCGAUCAUAACACAAUAUUAUGUAGCAUACAGUGAGGCGGAGGCUGCUGGUAAG